AUGGGCUUCCUGUGCUUGGGUGCCUUUGUGGGCCAGUCCUAUGAGGUGCGGAUGCUGUGCAACCCCAAGCUGAGCGAUGCUACCCAGUGGGCCCAGCUGUUGAAGAGCGUGGUGCGUGUGGUUUUCCACGACCGGCGCCUGCAGUACACAGAGCAAGAGCAGCUGGAUGGGUGGAGAUGGAGCCGGCCAGGGGACCGCAUCCUGGACAUCGAUGUGCCACUGUCUGUGGGGCUGAUAGAACCCCAGGUGCUGCCCUCACAACUCAACACAGUGGAGUUUCAUUGGGACCUGACCAAGAGGACCUCCCUCUUCCUGCAGGUUCACUGCAUCAGCACCGAGUUCACUCCUCGGAAGAAAGGUGGGGAGAAAGGUGUCCCCUUCCGCCUCCAGAUUGACACUUUCAAGCCCAGCGACAAGGACCUUCCACCUGAGCACCUGCACUCAGCGGGGUGCCUCAUCAAGGUGUUCAAGCCCAAAGGAGCUGACCGCAAGCUGAAAACAGACCGGGAGAAGCUGGAGAAACAGCCCCUGCGGGAGAGACACCAGUACCAGGCACGGUGUUCGCCGAGGCUCUGCUCCUCCCCGCCGUUCGCCUUGAACACCUUGGGGGGCAGCCCCGCUGAGGAUCUGAACCCUGGAGCCUCCAUCCUAGAGACGCAGCAGUGGUUGCAUCGGCACCAGUUCUCCAGCUACUGCCGGGUGCUGGCCAACUUCACUGGCUUUUAUCAAGAGAUCUUUCUAGAUGAACUCAGUGCUGUUGAGCUGAUGGGGAAACUGGCUGAGCUCUUGGCCCUCCCGGCCAAUCAGAUCCACUACCUCUUUCACCAAGGCCCCGGGGGCGUCCUAAUUCUCCUCAGUGACCAGGUGGUUCAGAAUCUUAAGGAUGAAUCAUACUUUGUGGCUGUGGUGAAAAAAGUGCAGAAUCCAGAUGGCUACUACCUGGUUCUCACCUAG
Molecule: messenger RNA, 954 nt
Organism: Neomonachus schauinslandi (Hawaiian monk seal)
Lineage: Eukaryota; Metazoa; Chordata; Mammalia; Carnivora; Phocidae
Product: transcription factor CP2-like protein 1
Exons: 11
Coding region: 1-954 (317 amino acids)
Biological process (GO): regulation of transcription by RNA polymerase II
Cellular component (GO): nucleus
Molecular function (GO): DNA-binding transcription activator activity, RNA polymerase II-specific; RNA polymerase II cis-regulatory region sequence-specific DNA binding
Source: RefSeq, a predicted model, not a curated record